UAAUGGAGGCCGGACGCAGCCGAGGCUUUGGAUUCGUCAGCUUCUCCACCCUCAACGAUGCGACCACGGCCGCGUCUGUCAUGAACGGGCGAGUGGUUGCCGGCAGGGCGUUGCGGGUCACUCUGUCUCGUCACUAUGAGCAGAAGACCCAGGCUGAGAAGCAGGACAGCAGCAGUGAAUCGCUUCCUGCUGGACGGUUUACGUCUGCUGUUCCACAAGUUCAAAAACGCCUUGACGUUCAGCCUGAAAACCAGCUCGCGCUCCAGCCCGUCAGUCGACAGACAGCAGCGUGCGACCUCGCUCAGAGUGAGAGUCUCUGUCCACCGAUGCCUGUCGUCCUGUGGGAUGAUGUUCGUACUCGGCCUCAGCGCCUGCUGGUCUCUCAGGUGCUUCUGGAAUACCGGGUCAGUGCUCACGCAUCAUGCAUCUGA
Messenger RNA from Triplophysa dalaica, 431 nucleotides. Its product is annotated as polyadenylate-binding protein 3-like. Bases 3 to 431 code for a protein of 142 amino acids. NCBI's taxonomy places the organism in Eukaryota, Metazoa, Chordata, Actinopteri, Cypriniformes, Nemacheilidae. The record is from RefSeq and is a predicted model, not a curated record. The transcript has 3 exons. Gene Ontology annotation, molecular function: RNA binding.